AGCGCUAUCCUCUCGCACUGGGAUACCCACAGGCAGCUCAGGGCCAGUGAAAGUUGGUAGAAAGGGGUUUAUUGGCAGGUCCCCCCGCCCAGAGCCGCAGAGGGCAGGGCAAGAUGUGUGAGGGAGAGGAGCCGGGCACCUGUGGAGUUGCAGCGCUGGAGGUGUGUUUGGGUGGGGACCAGUGAGGAGCCGCUGGUUUCAGUGCAGCUCCAUUCCAGGAUGGGAUACAGACUGGGGGCUGAUACUAAACAUCACUCCGACUACUGCAGCAUCUUCGUCAUGGGGACUGUCGGCAAGAAGAAGGACCGACCCACUCAUGGCUGUUCCACCAUCCCCAAACUCGCUCUGGAGCUGAAGCAGAUCAUCCACUCUACCACCCAUCCCAAAGUGCCCCCUGUCACUCCCUUACGGGUGAUGAUGCCUCUUGGAAAACUCUCUAAAGGAGCCAGCUUGGAUGACCUGAUACAGAUGUGCAUUCAGGCUUUCGAUUUAGAUGGCAAUAUGGGGCAGAACAGCGAGCUGCUGCAGAUUAUGCUGACUAUGCAUGGCUUCCUGCUUCCCUCCACAGAAUUGCUCAUGAAGCUCAGGACACUAUAUCAGGAUGCCCUGCAGAACAGAUCUUUUUCAUUCUGCCUCAGGAUCUGCUACUUUAUAAGAUACUGGGUCACAGAACUCUGGGUCAUGUUCAAAAUGGAUGCAAAACUCACUCAGGCAAUGGAAGAGUUCCAGGAGCUGGUGAGAUCGAAAGGGGAGGAGUUACACUGGCGCUUGAUUGACACUGCUCAAAUAAACUCAAGGGACUGGUCCAGAAAACUGACACAAAGAAUCAAACCCAACUGCAGCAAGAAGAGGAAAGUGUCUCUGCUGUUUGACCACUUGGAGCCACAGGAACUUGCUGAACACUUGACCUACCUGGAGUUUAAAGCCUUUCGAAGAAUAUCAUUUUCAGAUUAUCAGAACUACAUUGUCAGUGGCUGUGUGAAGGAAAAUCCAACCAUGGAACGAUCCAUUGCGCUGUGCAAUGGAAUCUCGCAAUGGGUCCAGCUUAUGGUUCUGAGCCGUCCAACUCCCCAGCUCCGGGCUGAGGUGCUCACAAAGUUCAUCCAUGUAGCUCAGAAACUGCAUCAGCUGCAGAAUUUCAACACCUUAAUGGCUGUCAUUGGGGGCCUUUGUCAUAGCUCCAUCUCCAGGCUCAAGGAUACGAGUGCACAUGUAUCCCAUGAUGUCAACAAGGUCCUGAAUGAAAUGACAGAGCUGCUGUCUUCUUGCAGGAAUUAUGACAAUUACCGACGAGUGUACAAUGAGUGCACCAACUUUAAGAUUCCUAUCCUGGGAGUCCACCUGAAGGACCUGAUUGCUCUACAUGAGGCCAUGCCAGACUUUCUAGAGGACAGCAAAAUUAAUGUGCCAAAGCUUCACUCUUUAUAUAAUCACAUCAAUGAGCUCAUCCAGUUGCAGAACAUUGCUCCUCCAUUGGAAGCAAACAUGGACCUUGUACAUCUACUCACGCUCUCCCUUGAUUUAUAUUAUACUGAAGAUGAAAUGUAUGAGCUUUCUUACGCACGGGAGCCAAGAAAUCACCGGGCACCGCCAGUCACACCCUCCAAACCUCCUGUGGUUGCAGACUGGGCAUCAGGAGUCUCUCCAAAGCCAGACCCUAAAACUAUCAGCAAGCAUGUGCAGAGGAUGGUGGAUUCUGUAUUUAAGAAUUAUGACCUGGAUCAAGAUGGAUAUAUAUCCCAAGAAGAAUUUGAGAAGAUAGCAGCCAGCUUCCCUUUCUCUUUCUGCGUCAUGGAUAAAGACAGGGAAGGGUUAAUCAGCAGGCAAGAGAUAACUGCUUACUUCAUGCGAGCCAGCUCUAUUUGCUCAAAGCUUGGCCUGGGAUUCCUCCAUAAUUUCCAGGAGACAACCUAUCUGCGUCCUACCUUCUGUGAUAACUGCGCAGGAUUUUUGUGGGGAGUGAUCAAGCAAGGAUACCGAUGCAAAGAUUGUGGAAUGAAUUGCCAUAAACAGUGUAAAGAACUGGUGGUAUUUGAAUGUAAGAAGAGGUCGAAACUCUCGGUUGGAGAGAACAGUUCCAUGUUUGACUCUGGACAGUUAGAAGUUAUUCCAGCGGGAGGCAAAGGGCAAACAAAUGACUGCUUGGGAGCAGAGGAAGGACCCUAUUCCUAUCCUAAUGGUGAUGGUGACAUCCACACAGAGGUCAGUAAGGAUCGGACCAUUAUGCUUAUGGGGAGCUCAGCACAGAAGAUCUCAGUACGACUGCAGCCAGCUGUGAAACACAGAGCAACGCAGACAGAGAAUGAGCCACAAAGCCUGUGCCUACAAGUUCCGUCUCCACAGCGCAGCAGGACCCCAGGCCUAACCUCCCAUCUCCCUAUAAGCCCCAUGCCUUCCCCCUGUCCCAGUCCAGUUCCCACACGAAAGAAGGCUUAUGCCAAAUGGGAAAACAAGGAUUCCAUCCGUAAGGCAAGAGCAGAAUUGAGGGGAGGCAAAGCUGGCAUACAGGAGUUGGAGAAGGAAAAGGCCUUACUAAAGGAGGAAAACACAACUCUAAAGAUCCAGCUGAAGGAUGCUCAGAGACGUGUUGAGACUCUGCGGGCAGAGUUAAGGAAAUAUGUAUUGGACAGCGACGUGCAUCAGACGGGAUCAUAAAGGCAAAAACCUAACAGAACUGAUGCCAAGGAUCAUCAACCUGAUGCCUAAUAGCCAUUCCCUCACCAAUGAGCAGCGGAUAACAAGCAUACGUAGUGUGACCCAAUGAUGUGUUUGUGCAUCUUGUUCACAGUUUGGUAGAGAUAGAUUCAAAGUAUUCGCUCUCCGUCCCUGCUUUGUUGCGUGUAGAUACAUAAGGGAGGGGGUCAGGUCCAUGCUCGUUAUGUGGCAUGUCGUUUGUAGAAUAACCAGGUAACAGAACUAGAUAUAAGCAGGUGCUUGUCAGUUGAGGUUUUCCUUCCUUCUGCUGGGUUUCUUGGCUUGUAGAAUGAGCCAUACCCCAGCCUGCAUAUUGCAUCUGCAUGAUCAUGUUACUUAUAAUCUUGCAAGGUCACCUCCCUCAAACUGUAGGCUGGCUGGAUAUGCUGAGUAAGAGACCAGGUAAAGAAGUGUUCCUCAACUGGCCUGUGCCAUGGGCAUCAGUGUGCUUCCUCAGGCAUCAUAUGUGGCUCCCUUACCUCGAUUGGAGAGGGCACGCUAAUGAAAGGUGGUACCAUGCACCCUGCAGGGCUUUUGCAUCACAUUAAAGGCACACCUGCAUGCAGUAUAUUUCUACUGUGAAACUGACAGUGAAACAAAGAUGGCAGUGUUCCACUAAACUGACUUUAUAGCAAGAUUAUGGAAGUUCUCGGUGAGGAUAUAAGUAUUCAAUGACACAAUCAGAUUCUCCAUCAGGAUGGGUUUAUGAGUUGUUAGUUCAGAGAGUGCUAUCGGAGUACUGCAGCUCGUUUAAGAUGCCCCAGGAAAGGAGGAGCUGGCAUCUAUGUACAUAACGUGCAUCAUCUCAAUGUGUGUCUUCGGUAAGGAACGUCUUCUAAACAGAGUUCCGUUCUCUAAGCAAACAUUCCGUUACUAUAUUUAAAUGCUUCUUAGAACAUAACCACUGCUUCAUGGGAAGAAUUUCCGUUAGAGAAGUAGGUAAGAGUCAACAGUGACAGUUAUUGUUUUUGCCUGUGGCCAGGAAGCCAUGCUUUACUGUCAGCUGCUAUCUGGGCCAUUGUAGCCGGCCUUCCCCGACACCCCCAUCUUUUGCUUUUCCACUAGUGCUGUGGGUGGAAAGGAUUCUCUUACUAGCAAAUGGUGUAACACAAUAAGAGCUAAACAUCUUGUCUGAGACAGGAUGGUUGUUGCCGAUAGAUAUAUUUACUGUCUGGGGCCCAGUCAUAGUAAAGGAAAUGGUUUCGCUUUGCAAUCUGAACAGGAAACCAUGCAACUACAUUUCAAGCUGCCAAGGGAUGGGCACAUGCAAUUGAUUUGCAAGGGUUAAGUUAGAUUUUGGAGAUGUGCCCUUCUAUUCCAUUCACCUUCAUAUAUUUCCAAUCCAUAUCUGGUAAGGGAUCCAGAACCAAUAAGCAUUUGUAAGGCAGUUGGACCCAGUGAAGGGACACAAAGAUGGGGCACCCCAGAUUCAGGGAUACAGAUAUUUACUUUUAUAGGGCAGCUCUCCCUAUGGACUGGUUGCUGUACAAUUGUUUCUUGGGCAUUAGUUCUCAUGUAAUUAGCACAAUACCCAGGAAGCAUUAGGGUUCUUUCUUUUACACCUUGAUCACAUGAUGACUCUGCUUCUUUUGAUAUAUAUUGAAUGUUUGAGAGGUCAAUUUAGCUGCCUCUUGCCUGAUAAUCGGGUUUUAAAGGUCAACUUUAUUUUUUCUUCUUUUCCAUUUAUCACAUGAACCAGGGUCUGUAUUUCCCAGAAUGACGACUCUUAAGCAGUUUCGAUAUCAGUAUCAAGUUAAUCUCAUGCUGAAACCUCAGCAAUGUACAAUGUGUACAGUUUUAUAUGUGUGAAGCCUGUAGUACUUGUCUGAUAUUUAUAUGAACUGAACUGUAGAUGAACAGUAUUGCUGUAUGUCCUAGAUCUCGGCGAGACUCUAACCUCUAUGUUAUUGUUCAGACAAACGUGUGUAUUUUUUUUGUGGGGGAGGGGAGGGAAGAAAGUAAUAAAUAUUCACCAAAUGUGGUUUUU
Molecule: messenger RNA, 4681 nt
Organism: Xenopus tropicalis (tropical clawed frog)
Lineage: Eukaryota; Metazoa; Chordata; Amphibia; Anura; Pipidae
Gene: rasgrp1
Product: RAS guanyl releasing protein 1
Exons: 17
Coding region: 220-2655 (811 amino acids)
Biological process (GO): small GTPase-mediated signal transduction
Cellular component (GO): Golgi membrane; plasma membrane; endoplasmic reticulum membrane
Molecular function (GO): calcium ion binding; guanyl-nucleotide exchange factor activity; diacylglycerol binding
Source: RefSeq, marked validated